UUUCCCGCCAUGUCGUUCGUGGAGAGCGCGAGGCGUUCCUCUCUGCUGCGACGUCGCCGUCUUUGCACCCCUGUCCCUUUCACUCGGUCCGGGUUAUCUGCUUUUACUCAAGGGGAUAGUUGGGGUGAAGGUGAAGUCGACGAAGAGGAGGGAUGUGACCAAGUAGCCCGCGACCUGCGGGCAGAGUUUUCUGCUGGGGCGUUGUCGGAGCCUAGAAAGUGCUCGCUACUACCGCCCCAGAGGGACGGGUCUCCAAUCCUGCUUGAUAAACGCAAUGGCAUCUUCUCGGCGGGUGCGCGCGGCCGAGCCCAGUCUCGGCGGUGGCCGGUACAGGUCCUUUCUAUUCUCUGUUCGCUGCUGUUCGCCAUCCUCCUCGCUUUUCUCCUCGCCAUCGCCUACCUGAUCGUAAAAGAGUUACAUGCUGAGAAUUUGAAAAAUGAAGAUGAUGUAGACACUGGGCUAUUAGGAUUCUGGACUCUACUUAUAAUAUCCCUAACUGCCGGAUUCUCCUGCUGCAGCUUUUCUUGGACAGUGACUUACUUUGAUUCUUUUGAACCAGGCAUGUUUCCUCCUACUCCUCUUUCACCUGCGAGGUUCAAGAAACUUACUGGACAUUCUUUCCACAUGGGCUAUAGCAUGGCAAUUUUGAAUGGUGUUGUAGCUGCUCUUACCGUUGCAUGGUGCCUCAUGUAAACCAACACUGAAGCAGUUUCCUUGGCAAAACUUAAGUCAUGGUCGCUUUGUUAUAACAAGGAAGAACAUCACUGCCUACUCCGAAGACCAAGAAACCUGCUGUUCAUUAUGUGAUUCAGAUACCUGUCAUAUCAUCAUUGUGGAAGACCUUUUGAAACACUGUUCUGACUGUUCCGGAACCUAGGCAUUGGGUAGCUGAGUAUUGUUUCAAGUAAUUCUUAAAAUUGUAAGAUGUUUACCUCAUCUCUACUUCUGUGGGUGUUAUUUUUCUAAGCUGUAGAAAGCAUUUUAUUGGAAAUCAAACUGGAAAACUUGAAUACAGUACAAUGCCUACCUUUCCAUGUGUAUACUACAUGUUUUCUAAGAAAUACUUAUACUACUGUUUAAUUGAGACAGAAAUAUAUCUUAAUUAUUCAUUAUAUCAGGAAAGCAAACAAUGCCCACUACUUUGACAUUUUAUAGAAGCUACUUCUAAAUCAGAAUAUUUAGUUUUUUAUAUUCCAAUCAAUAGAAGGUGCAUUUAUAUUUUUUAAUGGUGCAUAGUUUCUUGUGUGUGUGUGGUUUUUUUUACAUAUUUUUCUAUUACAUAUUGAAUUUGUAUGUUUUAAAAAUUGUUACAUCUGGACAAAUGAAAAUACUACUCUUUAGCUUGCGCAAACCUAAUACCUACCAUUUUUAAUAAGUAUUUUGCUUUUUUAAAAAAACAUUGACCUUAGUUUAAAAUUAAGUAAACUUAUUUUUUAACAAAAAAAGUGUUUAUGCCAUUAAAAUCCUGAGAAAUUUGAAGCUGUUCACUAUUUCUGUUUCCACAAUUCCAAGUAUUUAUCCUGGUGUAUAUAUAUUUACUUCUAUAGAACUGAUUUAUUUUGUUUUUAGUAAAUAUAAACCUGACAUUUUUAUAUUUAGGAUUGCUUGAAGUAGUUGGUUUUUAAUCUCAAAAAUUUAGUUACUGAAAUAGAAAAGGUAUUUUGAUACAGUAUGUAUAUAUGUAUAAUUUUUUAUAUAUAGUUUCAUAAUUUUCCUAUUUAAAUGUUCUUUUACAAUUGUAGUGUGUUAGUUUUAGUUUUUAUAGUAAUUAAGCCUUCAUUGUUCUCAUUUCUAAAUACCUGUUUGGAAAGUCAUUUCAGUUUUUAAAAGAUGGACUAUUUAAAAUGCUGUUUUCCUUAACCAUAGAAAAACUUAGUUAGGAAAGCAUUGUAGAGUGAAACUGGUUAUUCAGGACAAAUAGGAAAUGAGUAUGUGCAGC
Molecule: messenger RNA, 1939 nt
Organism: Pteronotus mesoamericanus
Lineage: Eukaryota; Metazoa; Chordata; Mammalia; Chiroptera; Mormoopidae
Gene: ARL6IP6
Product: ADP ribosylation factor like GTPase 6 interacting protein 6
Exons: 4
Coding region: 10-693 (227 amino acids)
Source: RefSeq, a predicted model, not a curated record